Anopheles bellator is the source of this 1249-nucleotide messenger RNA. RefSeq lists its product as uncharacterized. The coding region runs from base 348 to 932 and encodes 194 amino acids. NCBI's taxonomy places the organism in Eukaryota, Metazoa, Arthropoda, Insecta, Diptera, Culicidae. The transcript has 4 exons. The record is from RefSeq and is a predicted model, not a curated record.
AAAUAUAGAUUUUCGCGUCCGUUUUCCGUUCCUUUCUCCGCAAUCGAAACAUUUACGUUUCAUUUUCCCUUCAGUUGGUGUCGGUGCGAGUGGUAGCGGCUGCGGAGUAGUGGUAGCGGGGUCACGGAAUUGCUAACAUUGCUCCGGCAAAGCCAGGCUAGCCAACAGAAGACCACCCGCGUUUGCGUUUUUUAUUUUUCUUUUCCUUUGGCAUCUAAACAACCUGCCCUGAACGUAUGCAUUAAUUGAUUGGAUGCCGCCAAAUUACGCCGCCGAUUGGAAAGCUAUCGAGGCUGCACUGAACUAGAUAAGAAACCACCUACCGAUAAGAGGGCUACCACCGCACGAUGCAGUCGAAUGUGGAAAAUUCGGUUUCAGAUUCCUCCGUUCGGAUCGAUCCCAAUGUGAUGCGCCCCGCGAAGCCAACGACGGAGACGGAAACGGACAGUGAACAGGAUGCGAUAAUAACAAACAAUCACCAUUACAACCGGCCCGUGCAGCAGUACCCAGCAGCAGUGUGCAAUGCGUUUCAGGUAUCCCGCUUUCGACGAAAGCUUUGCAUUUACACGCAACAAAUGAGAAUGCAACCGUACUAUGUGCCCCACCGGACCCGCACGAAAAGUGAAAACUCGGAUCUACCGCUAUCGGCUGGCGGCACCGAUACGGCACCGGACGUUGGGCCGCCCAGUUUGCCCAACUCCACGUUGAUGGAAACCGGAGAACCGCCCACCAUGGACAUUCCCAUGAACAGCGCUGGAGUGGCCAGUGCGGCGCUGCUGAGCGUAGCUCGCAGUAGGUUCCCGGUCGUGAUGCUCAAAAAGUACCGCUCGCUCGAGGACGUCCGGGUGGACAACUCGCUCGAAGGCUCGCAGCCAUCGCACGAAAUGGAAUUCGUGUCUAGUCGCAUCCAGCAGCUGAAGGUUCAGGAAUAGAAAGUUACCGAUUGGAGUUUACAGCGAACCGACGACGAUGCUUGUGCUCUUAAGGCACCACGAAUGACCCCAAAUCUCUUACGGCUCGCGAGUCACGCGAGUCACGUGGUUCAGCUGAAAGUUGAACGUGUGACCGGAGAAUGUCGCCAAACCAAAACUAUUGUACUAUAAUCCGAAGCCACUACCGGCCCUCAAUAGGCUCUUUUACACCUAUACUAUGUAAAUGUGUUCCGUUUCCGUAAUGCGUUAAGUUGCAGUAUUUGGUAGUGUAACUGUGACAAUUUAAUUUUAAUAUACAUACGAAACUUUGUACCGAU